Molecule: messenger RNA, 3222 nt
Organism: Pyricularia pennisetigena
Lineage: Eukaryota; Fungi; Ascomycota; Sordariomycetes; Magnaporthales; Pyriculariaceae
Exons: 1
Coding region: 1-3222 (1073 amino acids)
Cellular component (GO): membrane
Molecular function (GO): calcium ion binding
Source: RefSeq, a predicted model, not a curated record
AUGGCGCCCUCGACGACGACACUGUGGAUUGCUGCACUUAUUGUAACCGUGUGCGACGCAGCACCGACGGUUUCGUUCCCCAUCAACUCCCAGGUGCCGCCAAUCGCCCGCAUCGGCGAGCCUUUCGAAUUCGUCUUCUCACCAACGACCUUCUCUUCCGCUUCACCCAUGACGUAUACGUUGUCGAAUCCGCCACACUGGCUAUUGAUCGAGAGUGGCGCGCGACGAAUAUUCGGCACCCCUCGUGAGGCAGACAUUCCCUCCGGACAAGUGGUCGGUGUGCCGAUCACGAUCGUCGCAACUGAUCCCUCCGGGUCCGUCUCGUCGCCCGCGACGCUUGUGGUAUCGAGGAGCCCGGCCCCGGUUGUCCAGAUUCCGCCCGCGGAACAGGUGCCCAAGUUCGGCCAACCGUUCUCUCAGCCGGCCUCGGUGCUCUCAUACCCAGACAAGGAUUUUGACUAUACUUUCUCGCCGACCACCUUCUCCCGAACGGACCUCAACUACUAUGCUGUCGGUGGCGACAACAGCCCUUUGCCAGCCUGGAUCUCGUUUGACCAAAGCAGACUGGCAUUCCGCGGGAGGACGCCGCCGCUAAGCUCGCUAGUCAACCCGCCGCAGGCAUUUGAGUUCAAGCUCAUGGCCUCGGAUGUGGUUGGGUUCUCGGCCGUCUCGUUGUCAUUAUUUGUUGUUGUAGGAGAGCACCAGCUGACGACCGAAGAGACCUCGCUUACGAUCAACGCGACCAUCGGAUCUGCCGUGUCCGACAAGAACUUGAAGGGCAAGGUUAGACUGGAUGGGAAAGAAGUAGAGCCUGGUGAUAUAAGAUCAGCCGAGACGCCAAACAUUCCCUCCUGGCUUUCGUUCAACAAGAACGACUGGGAGUUCCAGGGCAUGCCACCGGCAGGUUCCCGGCCCACCUCUUUCCCCCUAAUUCUCCAAGACCGAUACGGAGACUCUCUCAACUUGACUGUGAAGAUCGAUUUUGCUACGGCUUUGUUCCGUAGUUCUCUCAGGGAGCUGCAAGUCAAGCCUGGGUCUCGACUCUCCUUUGACUUGAAGCCACAUCUGCUGAAUCCGGCCACAACCGAGAUCGAACUGGAGACGAAUCCAGCUUCAAAUUGGGCUAGUUACGAUGUAUCCACAAUGGUAUUGUCCGGCAACGUUCCGAGAAAUCAAGGUGUCUCUGCUGCAACGUUGGUGCUCAAAGCGAGAUCCAAAAACUCCGACGUCACAGACGAGCGUACCCUGUUGAUACGUAUCAGCGAUGCAGGUGAAACCAGCUCGCCAACGACGCUGAUUACAGCCCCGACUCUGCCAGCAAACCAGCAGCCCACACCGGCAGGCGGAAGCUUGCCGGAAUCGACUUCCCAACCAAGCCUGCCGACAUCUGGCAGCGAGUCCAACCAAGGCGGAGGACUCCCGCUGGGAAAGAUCCUGCUGGCCGUCCUCUUACCCGUGACACUCCUUGCCAUCGCAUUAUUUUUCCUGUGUCUGGCCUGGCGCAGGCGGAGGCGGCGUAGAUCUCGAACCCUGGACAGAAAGGACAUCUCGGGGCCCAUUCCUGGCAGUUUCAUGCAGGUCGGUGUCCCCGAAGAUUCGCCAAUGCGAAAGAUCAGCAAGAGCGUCGAUGUUGCAUAUCAUCAGGAGACCCCGACAAAGAACGUUGCCCCAGAUGGCCGGGCCUUCUCCUCGGCAGCCUCGAGACAGAGUUUCUACGGGUUUUCAAUGACACCGCCACCACGCGGACCCAAUGUAUCUGGAAGUAUACCAAGCGCAGAGAACGGCCUCAAAGGCGGGAAAAGCGCCAGCAGCGGCUGGAAAUCGGCCAAUAUAUUUGCGGCUGCCACCAGAAAAGCGCGCAGGGCGAGGUCAAAGAGUUACCUCUCAGACACUAGCGUAUAUAUAGACCCGCAGCCCUUCGACGUCUCGACGAUGCCUUUGCCACCUCGAAUAGCUGGAAGUGCCGGGGGUGCGGGUUCAUUCCGGGGAACCGUGGAAUUCGGCAUCCCCACGCUGCAAAGCUAUAACGACAGUGUACAACACACACCAGAAAGGUUCGAGGAUAAUGGGGCUGUUGGAACAGUUGGCACCAUUGAAUCAGGGAGAACCGUGAGGAAAUACUACCUCCCGGCCGCCAAAUCGGGGGAGCCAGGUGGGAGCCAGGAACCCAUGGAUAUGUCUCCUGAUGACCCUGCGACUUUGCCACCGGCUUGUCCUCAGUCCAGGUUCAGCGGGUAUUCAAAGAUUGAUGCAUACGACCAGGAACAGAAUGGCAAGGGCGGUGGCACCUUGGCCGGCUUUGCUAGCAAGCUCAAAAACAAUAACAGCUCUGGUAGCAUCACCACGGUGGACACGUUCAAGGACAAGGCAACAGCAGCAAGAGAGCGUCGAGUGGGAGAGCACAUGGACGGGGGAAUCAUCAAUCGACCGCGGCCGGCAGCUUUGUCGGGCCUGCCAUCGUCACUCCCACACGGUGGACGCAGCCAAUCGGCAGGUUUUCGGGGAGUUCUUCCGCGCUCCACUGCCCCAAGGCCACCAAUCAUCAACAUAUCUCACCACCAAACCGUGUUCAAUGAUGAAAUGGGCGGGGAGUGGACGCCAGUGCCCCCCGACCCGCUUGGAAUAUCGUACGAAGACAUCGCCAACAGCUCGCCGUUUAACCAUUCCCCAACUUGGUCGACCAUCAGGAGUGCAGACAGAAGGGCAUCCCCUACCGAGUCGGGUUCGAGCCCAUUUUCAGGCAAGCCGAACUGGACCAUCCUGAAGGAGGACGACGACUCGCCCGUCAUCAACGAAUGGGUGCAGCGCGAUGGUGAGAGACGAGACGGGAGUGAUGAGGAGGCAGGCCGUGGUGCAGGAGGCUCAGGUCUGGGUAUCCAUAUGCAUAAUGAUAAAGAUCAUGACGUGCCUGUGCCUCGACAUCCACCGGCCGAUAGAAGCUGGGAUGUCGGUCUGGGGUUGAGCAGUCUGUGGAAAAGCAGCAAGCGCCGAGACGACAGGAGUCAACUUUCCGAGGUGGCCAUCAAUUCGUCAUCACUGUCGCCACGGGCUCAGGAGCGAGACACGAAAUACACGUCGCAAUACUCGGUUUUCAGUAGGUGGGGCACGAUUGAGGAGAACAACACCGGGCGGUCGGCUGGCGGAGCUGGCAGUCAUGGGUCAAAAGGUUCGAGGGGAUCGAGUUUAAGAUCUAGGAUUAGCGAUUAUAGGGUUUUUGUUUGA